AUGGCUGUCGGAUACAAUGCCAAGUUGGAUGAAGCUGCCGUGCCGAAAUCAUCCUCAACCAUGCACAGCAACAAUCAAUCGCAACCAUUGCACGGUGAUCCAGCACCCAAUCACGAGGAGAAUCAAACUCCCACGGAGCAGAACGAUCUGUCGUUAGUGAUCGCAACCUUACAAGUGAGAAGUCUGAUGUGCCAGAUCAUCUGCAACCUGAUUACCCAUGUGAUGCUGGAUGUUGGAUCGGGCAGGUCGGAACAUGCGGUGUGUCCGGACUGCGUACUGUUGAUACUGCUGUUUCGCUAUUACAUAUAA
Messenger RNA from Anopheles marshallii, 309 nucleotides. RefSeq lists its product as uncharacterized. NCBI's taxonomy places the organism in Eukaryota, Metazoa, Arthropoda, Insecta, Diptera, Culicidae. Bases 1 to 309 code for a protein of 102 amino acids. The record is from RefSeq and is a predicted model, not a curated record. The transcript has 2 exons.